AUGGAAGAUGAGCAUCCAGUCCAGAUUAAAAACAAUAGCAGCUCCCACUGUACUUUCUUUAAUGCAUCACCAGACGACUAUCGAUGCGAUGUGAUUCUAAAAGUGAAAAGAGCCACAAGGACAUUUUCACUGGUAGUGUGCAUUUUCAUGCUCUUCGCAAUAUGGCUCCUGCGCCGAAAUAACUCUUUGGCUCAGAAAAUGAUAGUCAGUCUGACAGUAGCUGCAUUUUUUGACAGUGUUGCAUAUGUUAUGUGAGGAGAGUCUCAUCCGGAGGGGUCUCUGUGUGAUUUUCAAGCUUGGUGGCUCACGUAUUUUGACUGGAGUGCUCUGGCCUGGGUGUGUCUUAUUACUGUCAAUCUGUACCUGAACUUGGUGAGAGAAAUCAGAACUGAACAUUAUGAAAUACCGUACCAUGUGGUGGCAUGGGGGGUUCCUCUGCUCAUGUCCAGCUUCCCCCUGCUGGGUGGAUACUACAGUCCUGCUGGUGCCUGGUGUUGGAUCACAGAUGAACAUGUAAUGUGGAGGUUUGGCAUAUGUUAUGUCCUGCUGUUUACCCUCAUUAUCCUCAUGAUCUGCUGUUAUUCUCAAUUCAUCUGUGUGGCCAAUGAAAGGAUGCGUUCUUGGUUAGGCACCUUUAACCCAGAAAGAGAGAGGAGAGAGAGUGCACCCUUGCAUGGGCUUGCCAACGCUCUUGUCUUUGGUAGAGACACCUGGAGUCAACUGAGUAUGACAGGAAUAAAGAUGGUGCUCCAGUCUUGA
Messenger RNA from Myxocyprinus asiaticus (Chinese sucker), 759 nucleotides. RefSeq names its product cyclic AMP receptor-like protein A. Lineage: Eukaryota; Metazoa; Chordata; Actinopteri; Cypriniformes; Catostomidae. The record is from RefSeq and is a predicted model, not a curated record. The transcript is spliced from 12 exons. Gene Ontology annotation, cellular component: plasma membrane. Gene Ontology annotation, molecular function: G protein-coupled receptor activity. Gene Ontology annotation, biological process: adenylate cyclase-activating G protein-coupled receptor signaling pathway; cell surface receptor signaling pathway.